Messenger RNA from Arachis stenosperma, 1709 nucleotides. RefSeq names its product glucan endo-1,3-beta-glucosidase 7. Gene Ontology annotation, cellular component: plasma membrane. Gene Ontology annotation, molecular function: hydrolase activity, hydrolyzing O-glycosyl compounds. The coding region runs from base 216 to 1373 and encodes 385 amino acids. The transcript has a single exon. Gene Ontology annotation, biological process: carbohydrate metabolic process. The record is from RefSeq and is a predicted model, not a curated record. NCBI's taxonomy places the organism in Eukaryota, Viridiplantae, Streptophyta, Magnoliopsida, Fabales, Fabaceae.
GAGAAAUUAGUGAAGAAAAAGAAAAAGAAAAGAAAAGAAAAGAAAAGAAAAGAAAGAGGAGAUGGCGCCAUUUUACGGUUGUUAGUGGUUGCAAGCGCGCACACAGUGAGUGACCUGCAUCUGCAUGCAUGCAGUCACACACUCUCUGUCUCGCAUUCUUUAAUCUUUAUCCAGUGAGAAGAGAGAGAGAAAGAGAGGAACCACCGUAACUAACAAUGUUUAACAACCACCAUUACUCUCACACCUUCUGCGUCGCCCUCUUCUUCCUCCUUCUCUCUCUCAUCCCAAGAAGCUCCUCGCUUCGCUUCAUCGGCCUCACCUACUCCGCCCCCACCGCCACCCCUUCACCACCACCACCAGAAACAAUCUCCGCCGCACUCUCCACUCUCAAAGUCAACUCCCUCCGCCUCGAAGACCCUGACCCAACCGUCAUCCGCACCUUCCUCUACACCAACGUCUCCCUCUUCCUCACCGUUCCCAACUACCUCGUCCCAACCAUGGCCUCCAACCGCUCCUCCACCCUCCGCUGGCUCUACACUCACGUCGUCCCCUUCUACCCUCGCGCCAGAAUCACCACCAUCUCCGUCGGCAACGCCUUCCUCGACUCCUACCCUCAGUCCGCCUCCGCCCUCCUCCCCGCCAUCACCAACCUCCACCUCUCCCUUCGCGACCUCGGCAUCCGCAAGAUCACCGUCUCCACCUCCUUCUCUUUCGUCACCGCCAUCUCCACCCCCUUCCCUCCUUCCUCCGCUCAGUUCCAAGAGCCUCCCGGAAUCAACCUCAUCGGACCUCUGCUCCAGUUCUUGCGCGACACCAACUCCUCCUUCUUGAUCAACGUCUACCCUUACAACCUCUACAGGCUCAAAUCCGAGAUCCCCUUAGGGAUUGCUCUCUUUCAAGAACACCCGUUCAAUUUCAGAGACGAUUUGGUUACCGGUGUUCGGUACCGGAAUCUUUUCGACAUGAUGAUCGAUGCGGUGGUGAGCGCCAUGGCGGUGGCGGGCUACGAGAGCAUCCCGAUCGUUGUGACGGAGACAGGGUGGCCGAGUAGCAGCACCGCCGCGAACGAGGUGGAGGCGAAUCUAGGGUACGCGGAGAUAUACCUGAAGGGUUUGGUGAAGCAUUUGAGAUCGGGAAUUGGGACGCCAUUGUUGAAGGAUGGUGUGAAGGAAGUUUAUGUCUACGAGAUGUUUGAUAAAAAGGAAGGAACCACUCCUUCUUCGCGCUCUUGGGGUGUUCUCUACGCUAACGGGACCACCAAGUACCGCAUCGAUUUCUCUUCGUCAAAGUCCAACUACUUGUUGGAGGGUUCUUGGAUCAACGUGGCCCUCAGGGUAUUCCUCUCUUUCUUGGUUUUGGUUCUUUGGAUUUGAUAUCAAUUUCAUCAUCAGCUUCAUGUAUAGUCAUUCUUCUCUGACUCAAUGCUUUUUAGUUACUUUCAUGACUGAUGAAUGUGAUGAGUUUAGAUAGAUACUGAUGAUGUGGAUAGUUAUAGAUAUAGAUAUUGGAUUUUCAGUGUUCUUAGUAGACUAAUGAGUGCUAUGACUCAGAAUUUGAUGGUGUCAGAGAGUUUAGAUUAGAUGAUGAGUCAAUGAAAUUUUGGUAUUGAUGAUGUAUUCACCUCAACUCAAGUAAAAUACGAAUCCACUUUUUGUGCAUGUCCCUACCCAGAUUGAUUUGUAUUAUUUUGUAAUAAUAUCUAGAUCCAA